GCUCCAUUGAUUUGGGAGAGCAGUCUCCUGUCAAGCCAGCAACCAUGAAUAAAAAGGACACUUACAAUAUGUUCGAGAUGGAUGGAGAGAUGGACAAGAAGAAGAAAAAGAUCAAGAAAAAGGAGAAACUGGAGGGCAUGAAGAAAGAAAUGGACAUUGACGAUCAUGAGAUCACGAUUGAUGAGCUGGAGAUGAGAUAUAACACAAGUGUUAGUAAGGGCAUGACCUCCAUCUUUGCCCAGCAGGUCCUGGAGAGGGAUGGACCUAAUGAGCUGAAGCCUCCUAAAGGUACCCCAGAAUAUGUGAAGUUUGCCAGGCAACUGGCUGGAGGGCUGCAGUGUCUGAUGUGGGUCGCAGCUGUCAUCUGCUUCAUCGCCUUUGGAAUUGAAAUGGGGAGAGGGAACCUCACCAGCUUUGACAACUUAUACUUGGCCAUCACCCUGAUUGCUGUUGUUGUGGUAACUGGAUGCUUUGGUUACUACCAAGAGUUCAAAAGUACUAACAUCAUUGCCAGCUUCAAGAAUCUGGUGCCACAGCAAGCCGUUGUGAUCCGUGAUGGCAAGAAAAACCAGAUCAAUGCCAAUCAGCUGGUGGUGGGGGAUUUGGUGGAGGUCAAAGGCGGAGACAGAGUCCCUGCUGAUAUUCGCAUCAUCACUGCUCAGGCCUGCAAGGUGGACAACUCAUCCUUGACAGGUGAGUCUGAACCCCAAACCAGGAGUCCAGAAUGCACUCAUGAGAAUCCACUGGAGACCAGAAACAUUGCUUUCUUCUCUACCACUUGUCUGGAAGGUGUAGCCACUGGUGUGAUCAUUAACACAGGUGAUCGCACCAUCAUUGGUCGCAUUGCGAGCUUGGCGAGUGGCGUUGGCAAUGAGAAGACACCCAUCGCCAUAGAGAUCGAGCAUUUUGUGGACAUCAUUGCUGGUCUUGCAAUCUUUUUUGGCUUUACCUUCUUUGUGGUUGCCAUGUUUAUCGGCUAUGCCUUCCUGGAAGCCACGAUCUUCUUCAUGGCCAUUGUGGUGGCUUAUGUGCCAGAGGGGCUGCUCGCUACAGUUACUGUGUGUCUCUCUCUGACUGCGAAACGACUUGCCAGGAAGAACUGUGUAGUGAAAAACCUGGAGGCUGUGGAGACAUUAGGGUCCACUUCAGUGAUCUGCUCUGAUAAGACCGGUACCCUGACCCAGAACAGAAUGACUGUAGCUCACCUUUGGUUCGACAACCACAUCCACGCUGCUGAUACCACUGAAGACCAGUCAGGCCAAAGUUUUGACCAGUCAUCAGAGACAUGGCGUUCACUGGCGAGAGUGGCUUCUCUGUGCAACAGAGCAACAUUCAAACCUGAUCAAGAAGGAAUACCCAUUCCUAAGAGGCUUGUCGUGGGAGAUGCUUCAGAGACGGCUCUGCUGAAGUUCACUGAGCUCACUGUCGGGAACAUCAUGGAUUACCGUAAUCGCUUCAAGAAAGUGGUGGAAGUGCCCUUUAACUCCACCAACAAGUUCCAACUGUCUAUUCAUGAACUGGAGGAUCCACUGGACAUACGCUACCUGUUGGUGAUGAAGGGAGCACCUGAACGCAUCUUAGAGCGUUGUUCCACCAUUUUGAUGAAAGGCCAGGAGCUGCCUAUGGAUGAGCAAUGGAAAGAAGCUUUUCAGACUGCAUACAUGGACCUGGGAGGACUGGGCGAGAGAGUGCUGGGUUUCUGUCAUCUCUACCUUAACGACAGAGAGUUUCCCCGUGGAUAUCGCUUUGAUCCUGAUGAGAUGAAUUUCACCACAUCAGGACUGUGUUUUGCUGGUCUCAUCUCAAUGAUUGACCCUCCGAGAGCCACUGUCCCUGAUGCAGUAAUGAAGUGUCGAACUGCUGGAAUCAGGGUCAUCAUGGUGACUGGAGACCAUCCGAUUACAGCCAGAGCAAUAGCAGCUAACGUUGGGAUCAUCACAGAAGGCAGUGAAACAGUGGAAGACAUUGCCCUGAGGAAGCGCAUACCUGUCGAACAAGUCAACAAGAGGGACGCCCGUGCUUGUGUGAUCAGUGGUGGUCAGCUGAAAGACAUGAGCAGUGAAGAGUUGGACGAGGCUCUACGGAACCAUCCGGAGAUGGUGUUUGCGAGAACGUCGCCCCAGCAGAAACUGAUUAUUGUGGAGAGUUGUCAGCGUCUGGGUUCCAUUGUCGCUGUAACAGGUGAUGGUGUGAAUGACUCACCAGCUCUUAAGAAGGCUGACAUUGGCAUUGCCAUGGGAAUCGCUGGGUCAGAUGCUGCAAAGAACGCUGCAGAUAUGAUCCUGUUGGAUGACAACUUUGCUUCCAUUGUCACUGGAGUGGAGCAAGGUCGUCUUAUCUUUGACAACCUGAAGAAGUCGAUUGCCUACACACUCACCAAAAACAUUCCUGAGCUGACGCCUUAUCUGAUCUACAUCACCGUCAGUGUGCCUCUGCCUCUGGGCUGCAUCACUAUUCUCUUCAUUGAACUGGCCACUGACAUUUUCCCCUCUGUCUCUCUGGCUUACGAGAAAGCCGAGAGUGACAUCAUGCAUCUGAAGCCCAGGAACCCUCGUCGUGAUCGCCUGGUUAAUGAAGCCCUGGCUGCAUAUUCAUACUUCCAGAUAGGAGCCAUCGAGUCUUUUGCAGGUUUUACAGAUUACUUUACAGCAAUGGCCCAGGAGGGCUGGUUCCCACUCAUGUGUGUCGGCCUACGUUCUCAGUGGGAGGAUGUUCACCUUCAGGACUUGCAGGACAGCUAUGGACAAGAAUGGACAUUCAGUCAGAGGUUGUACCAGGAAUAUACUUGCUACACCGUGUUUUUUGUCAGUAUCGAGAUUUGUCAGAUCUUUGAUGUGAUUAUCAGGAAAACGCGACGUCUGUCCGUGUUCCAGCAAGGUUUCUUCAGGAACCGUGUCCUGGUUACGGCCAUAGUCUUCCAGCUCUGCCUUGGUAAUCUGCUGUGUUACUGUCCUGGAAUGCCCAAUAUCUUUAAUUUCAUGCCAAUCAGGGUCCAGUGGUGGUUUGUUCCUCUUCCGUAUGGUAUUUUAAUCUUCGUCUACGAUGAGAUCAGGAAACUGGGAGUCAGAAGAUAUCCAGGAAGUUGGUGGGAUCAGGAGUUAUACUACUGAGAUCAGAGAAGCUCUUCCCAUCAACAUGCAUGAGAACAUCACUCCAUUCACUAUUCAUGCAUAUUAAUUUGUGAUCUAUGCGUUUACAGAUUAUCCUGGCAUUUGAUAUCAAAACAUUAAUUGUAAUCAUUGCUGAAUGUGUUCCAUCUCUUUGAAUGUGACUGCAUUGUAUUUUUAAUAAUAAAGACAUUUUCAGACUAAUGAUGACCCAAGAUUAGAAACAAA
Solea senegalensis (Senegalese sole) is the source of this 3335-nucleotide messenger RNA. RefSeq names its product potassium-transporting ATPase alpha chain 1-like. The record is from RefSeq and is a predicted model, not a curated record. Gene Ontology annotation, molecular function: P-type sodium:potassium-exchanging transporter activity; ATP binding; ATP hydrolysis activity. Gene Ontology annotation, biological process: intracellular potassium ion homeostasis; sodium ion export across plasma membrane; proton transmembrane transport. The coding region runs from base 45 to 3110 and encodes 1021 amino acids. Gene Ontology annotation, cellular component: membrane. NCBI's taxonomy places the organism in Eukaryota, Metazoa, Chordata, Actinopteri, Pleuronectiformes, Soleidae. The transcript has 24 exons.